Gordionus sp. m RMFG-2023 is the source of this 1306-nucleotide messenger RNA. RefSeq names its product receptor expression-enhancing protein 1-like. Gene Ontology annotation, molecular function: microtubule binding. The transcript is spliced from 8 exons. Gene Ontology annotation, cellular component: cytoplasmic microtubule; endoplasmic reticulum membrane. Lineage: Eukaryota; Metazoa; Nematomorpha; Gordioida; Chordodea; Parachordodidae. The record is from RefSeq and is a predicted model, not a curated record. The coding region runs from base 94 to 1038 and encodes 314 amino acids.
GAUAGGCGCAGUGUAUUUCAAAGAAAAUGUUAAAUUUUGGAACCUUAUCAAAAAUAUAAAUGUUUUUAUUAAUGUGAUAAUAUAUUUAUAAAUAUGCUCUCUGCCUUUCUCUCUAGGAUAAUAAUAUUACUUUUCGGUACCCUUUACCCCGCUUAUGCUUCAUACAAGGCUGUUAAAACCAAAAACUUGAAAGAAUACGUUAAAUGGAUGAUGUAUUGGAUAGUAUUUGCUCUUUUUACAUGUGUAGAAACAUUUGCCGAUGUUAUAUUAUCAUUUUGGAUGCCUCUGUAUUAUGAAAUAAAAAUUUUAUUUUUAUUCUGGUUACUCUCUCCUUGGACGAAGGGCUCCAGUUGCUUAUAUCGGAAAUUUGUACAUCCUGAACUUUCUAGAAGAGAAAAGGAAAUAGACGAUCUUGUGGCCAAAGCAAGAGCUCAAGGCUAUUCUACUCUUGUCAAUUAUGGGGCGAAAGGUUUAACUUUAGCUUCAAAAUUUGUGGCUGAAAUUGCUCUUAAAGGGCAAUAUACCUUAAUGAAUCAAUUGAAAAAAAGUCAAAGUCUAAAUGACAUAUCGCCACAUUACCCACUACAAUAUUAUAACCAAGAUAAUGGGCAUGGUUCUGUUAAAAAUAAUUUGUAUUUUUUAAAUGAAUCCAUGAUGGAUGAUGAUAUGGCUGAUGAAAACGAGUACAUCGACGAUAGAUUUAACGGGGUCAUUACUUUAAAUGACCGAUCAGCGCGAUUUUCCAAGCCAGAUAACACGAUUUUAGAAGAGGAAGGAGGAAACAUUGACAAUAGAAAAAGUUUUGAUGAAUAUGAAGAGGAAGUGGAUUCCAUUUUAGCUUCUAGAAAAAAAAUCAACAAAACUCACAUGACAAGGAGAAUGAAACCCUUGAUUACUCAUAAUACCCGUAAUAAACAAAUUCCAGAUGAUCAGAUCUCUUAUGCAACUAUUCCUAGAGCUGUCAAAAGAGGUAAAACGCGCAAACCGCUUCUUGAUGACCACAAGAAAUUUCACGAAGAAGACAAAAUUAAUUGUUGAAGAACAUGUUCCUGAGUUUUUGUGUAUUUUUCCAAAUUAUGUAAAAAGUAAUAUUUCAUACAAAAUUAUACUUCAAAAUACAAAAAUCAUUUUUAUAUAUUGAAUCAUGAGCCUUUUUUAUUUCAUCUAAGUGCUUUGUAUAAUUCAAAUGUUCAAUGUCUUUGCAAUUUGAUAUAAAUUAUUUGUAAAUUUGUCUUUAUGUUAGAAAUAUAAAAUAUUUUUAAAAAUUAAUUAAUGAGACAGUGUUGUGAUGAUUUAAUGAAACAUA